CUUGGUUUUUCCUGAAACUUCCUGCACAACUAACAGGUUACACAAGCAUGGCCCUUGCUAUAUUAUUAUAAGAAAUUCUAGCUCGCAAAGGCACUUGUCAUCCUAACCUAAUAUACAUAUAUAUUUAUACUCUUCUUCCAUAUUAUAUUUCAAUUCUCUUAUACCUUAGCUUCUUUUUCUUUUUUCAUCAUCCACAUUACUUCUCUCCUGCGAUAGCCCAAUUAUUUUUAUUCUUUUUUGUUCUCUUGUCCUGCAACUUUAAAACAAUUAAUGAACAUGGGCUUGAGAGACAUAGGAGCAACACUGCCUCCUGGGUUCAGGUUUUAUCCUAGUGAUCAGGAGUUGGUUUGCCAUUAUCUCUACAAAAAGAUUGCAAAUGAGGAAGUUCUAAAGGGAACAUUGGUGGAGAUUGACUUGCAUACAUGUGAGCCAUGGCAGCUCCCUGAAGUGGCAAAGCUGAAUGCAACUGAGUGGUACUUCUUCAGUUUCCGGGACCGGAAGUAUGCGACCGGAUUUCGAACAAAUCGGGCAACGAUAUCUGGAUACUGGAAAGCCACCGGAAAAGAUCGAACUGUGUUUGAUCCAACAACUCGUGAGCUGGUGGGAAUGAGGAAGACUUUGGUAUUUUACAGAAACCGAGCACCCAACGGAAUCAAAACGGGAUGGAUUAUGCAUGAAUUUCGGUUGGAGACCCCACAUAUGCCCCCUAAGGAGGAUUGGGUGCUGUGCAGAGUUUUUCACAAGAGCAAGGGCGAGAACAGCAACAACCUCAGCCCAGAAUUUAUAUUCGAUCCCACGGCAAAUGCUGAUCCAUUAAAUUCAGCUGUAUCUCCCACAAAUGACAGGGCCAUGCCUUUUGGAUAUCAGCCAAAUACUCCUCUCUAUCAAAACCACUGUCAAAAUAGUUCUAUGCUGAAUCUUCUUCAAUAUUCACAAGAGAAGAACACCAGUCACAUCCCUGAAAUCACCUCCAAAGGUGAGCACAAUGAUGACGAGUACGGAUUCCUAUGGGAGGGCAUGGCGCUGCAAGGAAACAACUUGGGAGAUCAUGGGGUGUACUCAAACCUGGAGGAUAUGAGAUUUGAGAUGGAUAAUAAUAUGGUUCUCCUAUGAAAUUAAGUAUCGAACAUUAAACAUGAAAAUUCAUACAGCUCAUUAAAUUGUAUUAUUUAGCUUUUGGUAAGACAUGAGUCAUGUUUGCUUAUAUGGAGGUUUAUUUAGAAGGUUGUAAGUGGCUGUGUAUAUAUUUAGGGUCAAUAUUAUUUUCUACAUAGAUACAAAAAUAUUCCACAUAUGUAUAAAUUAGUUAUGAAAUUCUGUUCGGUAUUGCUGUCA
Mangifera indica (mango) is the source of this 1335-nucleotide messenger RNA. Its product is annotated as NAC domain-containing protein 21/22-like. NCBI's taxonomy places the organism in Eukaryota, Viridiplantae, Streptophyta, Magnoliopsida, Sapindales, Anacardiaceae. The transcript has 3 exons. Bases 271 to 1113 code for a protein of 280 amino acids. The record is from RefSeq and is a predicted model, not a curated record. Gene Ontology annotation, molecular function: DNA binding. Gene Ontology annotation, biological process: regulation of DNA-templated transcription.